GCCAGAUUUUUUCAUUUUCUAAUACUCUCCUCACAUGCUCAUCUACAGCUCCACUUCUGUCACUCUUUCACUUCCCUCUCUCUUUUAUUCAUUUGAUCUCAUUACUUGACUGGACAACCAGCUCAGCGAUCACCAUGAGGACCAAGGCCAUCCUAGUUCUGACUUUAUUCGUGCCAAUUCUCCUGAUUCCUGCAUCAUCUGAUGGUAAUCAAACACUCCACAGCAACACCUCCUCUACUUUUGUAAACAAGGCAGCAACCACUGAAACUCCAGCUCAAUGGGAGGAGACGUCAGCCAACAACGCAUCAUCAUCAAAAUCCUCCCCGUCAUCCUCCCCAUCAACCUCACCAACACGCACAACAGCAGCAUCUCAUACUGGAACAAACAGCCAGUCUCUCUCCUCAGCAUUAACCAUGAAACCAACUGAAUCCACUGCCAAAUCCUCUAAAUCCAAAAUAAUUAUUUCGGUGACUCUGCUGAGCAUCAUGGCGCUGAUGCUGCUUAUAGGAUGUUUCCACACCAUGAGGAACAGGCAGUCAGGCCAGGACAACUCUGUCCCCAGGCUCCUUCUGGGUGUGAGGGAGAGGCUGAGAGCUGCAGUCAGCAACUUGGAGAACCGCCUCUGGCCGGGGGGGAAGCGAGGAGGGGAGGAUGAUGACGAAGAGGCAGGAAGAGGACAGGAAGAGGAAGGAGGACAGAGGAGUGAUGAUGGGGGAGAAGGAGGCAGCGGUGGAUCAAAGAACCAUGAUAAGGACGAACACAAUGAUGAAGACAGCGAUACUUCAGACUGCUCCAGUAUGGAGGGGGACAACUUGAGGAUGGGGGCGCUGAACAGACAGGAGGAAGAGGAGAGGAAGAACAACAAGGAGGAAGACGAGGAUGAAACGAGUAGCGCAAGCAGUAGCGGUGUGGAAGGAGACAGCAGUGGAGAUAAAGCAGGAGGCUCAGAAGAGAUGGCACUUGUCAACUCUCCACAGGAGCAUGAUGAAAAUGUUGAUUUAUGUGAUGUCACUGCCCUGUAGUCAGACAAAGCAUGACAGUAAGGAGAAGGGAAAGGCACCAGCAUUACAGACAGUCAUGCUGGCUUUAAAUACAUGGUUUUACUGAAUGAUGAAGGUUUGAAUGCUGCAGGGCCUACGUCAUGUCUUUAAACAGUAUCUUCAACAUAGAGUACAGAUAGAAUGUAUGUUUCUUUUUGUUAAUGCAUUCAAUGCUCUUUCCACUGUAUGGGAAUCCAGUUAAUUUGUUUUUGAUGGUAAAUAAAUAAAAUGGGUGAAAUAUC
Molecule: messenger RNA, 1282 nt
Organism: Toxotes jaculatrix (banded archerfish)
Lineage: Eukaryota; Metazoa; Chordata; Actinopteri; Toxotidae
Exons: 2
Coding region: 135-1022 (295 amino acids)
Source: RefSeq, a predicted model, not a curated record